Messenger RNA from Anopheles stephensi (Asian malaria mosquito), 5822 nucleotides. It is a transcript of the gene IntS6, whose product is annotated as integrator complex subunit 6. The transcript has 4 exons. Lineage: Eukaryota; Metazoa; Arthropoda; Insecta; Diptera; Culicidae. Gene Ontology annotation, cellular component: integrator complex. Bases 547 to 5049 code for a protein of 1500 amino acids. Gene Ontology annotation, biological process: snRNA 3'-end processing. The record is from RefSeq and is a predicted model, not a curated record.
CAUAACCACCGUGCCCGAAACUGCUGGCCAUCUGGUUUGGUGGUUUUGCAGAGAAUUAUUGACAAAUCCCGCAUUGGUGUGGCGGUUGUGUGCGCGCCUCUGUGGAAAUAGCGCAUGGAAACGGUGUGUGUGUGUGUGUGUGUGCGUAUGUGUCCUGCUCACAUCCUUACAAACCGGGCGAUGCUCUUAAUUCCAAUCGGUAAAGGGCGAUAGGUAAAAUGCUCCUGGUGACUGGCGCACGAACAUAUCAACAACUAUCAACACAAUCAACUUUCGCCGCUCAGCCCCCUAAACGACGACACUUUCAGUAAGGAUUCUGGUGCGGUGGAUUCUGCAUGUAGAGGAGAGGAACACAGCUCAACUCGCCUACUCCUUUUGGCACCCAAUCCCAUUGCGUUGCCUGAAAGGAACUGAAACACGCAGUUCCGACCAAAACAACCAAUACAACUGGCUGCAAAGAGAAGGCAUGUCGUCCAGUGCCCCCAGCAACCUCCACGAAACAUUAGCUAAGUGUAGCUGCUGGACCGCUGCCGGAACGAGUUAAACAUGACGAUAAUUGUGUUCCUGGUGGACACCUCCGCCUCCAUGUGCCAGCGCGCACUGGUUAACGGUGUGCAAAAGACGUACCUCGAUAUCGCCAAAGGUGCGGUGGAAACGUUUCUCAAGUUUCGGCAACGGUCGCAGGACUGUAUGGGCGACCGGUACAUGCUGCUCACGUUCGAGGAGCCACCGAACAACGUGAAGGCGGGCUGGAAGGAAAACCAUGCAACGUUCAUGAACGAGCUAAAGAAUCUGCAGAGCACCGGGCUAACGACGAUGGGCGAUGCGCUGAAGAAUGCGUUCGAUCUGCUAAACCUAAACCGCAUGCAGUCCGGCAUCGAUACGUACGGGCAGGGCCGGUGCCCGUUCUACCUGGAACCGUCCGUGAUCAUUGUGCUGACGGAUGGGGGCAAGUACACGUUCCGGAACGGUGUGCAUCAGGAGAUCAUUCUACCGCUGCAAACCCAUAUGCCGGGCACGAAGCUCACGAAGGAACCGUUCCGGUGGGAUCAGCGCCUGUUUUCGCUGGUGCUCCGGAUGCCGGGCAAUCGGGUGGAGGAACGGGCGGACGGGAAGGUACCGCAUGACGAUUCGAUGAUAGAGAAAAUGUGCGAAGUGACGGGCGGUCGAUCGUACAAAAUAAAGUCGCAUUACGUGCUGAACCAGUGUAUCGAAAGUUUGGUGCAGAAGGUACAGCCCGGUGUGGUGAUACACUUUGAUCAGCUCAUUUCGAGCAACGGGAGCGACAGCAGCACGACGGAUUUACAGUUUCAGCCGACGAAGCGCAUGAUCUACGUGCCGAAGCAGCACCCGUCGCAGAAAACGUUCCCGGUCGGGUACUGGCCCAUCCCGGAACCGUACUGGCCGGAUCCGAAGCUAACGAAUUUGCCACCGCGCGAUGCACAUCCGAAGAUAAAGAUCAUUUCGCCGAGCUGCGACGAACCGCAGGUGUUGCGCAACUUCCCGAUCGAUAAGUACGAGCUCGAGGCGAGCCCGCUCACGCUGCAGAUACUGUCGAAGAAGGAAUCGAACAAGGUUUGGCCGCUGAUUGUGUCGACCGGGUUGCAGGGUGAGAUGCCGUUCGGCUACCUGAAACCGAACAGUACCGUGCCGAUCGUGCAUCUGUACGUGCUGCCGUACAACUACCAGAUGCUGCUGCCGCUGAUCAACGAUCUGUUUCACAAGUUCAAUCUCAAUCCACCGAACGAUUGGGUGUACAAGUUUACCAACUACGUCAAAACGAUCCCGCAGUACUACUGUCCGUUUUUGCGCCGUGCACUGGCGACCACACCGAACGUGCCCUACCAGCUGGUGCAGUACAUACUGCCGGAAAAUCUCGACAGCUACCUGUGCCCGGCCGUUGCCAACUAUCUGAAGCAGAUGAAAAACACGGCGAAGAUUGAGCAGGAGAAUCUGUGCCUGCGGGUGCUGAAGCAGCUGAAGCAACCGAAACCGGCCUACCAUCAGCUCGAGACGGCCAAGCUGACCGUCAGCCAGCAGACGAAGCGUGACCUCGUGAGCCAUCCGAUGCUGAAGGACACGUUCACCAAGCUGCACAUGGAGAUAGCGAACUUCGACAGCUACACGAUCGUGGUGCCCUCCAUCAUACAGACGGCGGCGACGAAAAACUAUCGCAAUCCGUACGACAUUCCGCGCCGGGACCUGAUAGACGAGAUAGCACGGAUGAGGGAAAACUUCUUCCAGCUGCCAACGAGCGGUAUUAACGUGUAUACGAAAGAUUCCGGCCACUGCUUACCGAUCUCGGACAUGGGCAACUAUCAGGAGUAUUUGAAGAACAAGGAAACGCCGCUGCGCGAACUGGAGCCGACGAAUGUGCGCCAGCACAUGUUUGGCAAUCCGUACAAGAAGGACAAGAACAUGGUGAUGGUGGACGAGGCGGACCUGAACGAUUUGGCACCGAUGAAGGCGGGUGGGGGCGGUUUGUCCGGACCGCAUCCCGGUAGCAGCGGUGGUGGUGGUAGCGGUGGGGGCGGCACCAACAGUGGCACCAUCAGCCUCAGCGGCACCAGUAGCAGCGCCCACAUGAAGAAAGGGAUGGAUUCGGGCACGGUAACGCGGCUGGCCCGGAAACGGAAGGCGGGCCCAAUACGGAAGGAUUAUGUGUUCAAGCGUUCGGCGAAGGAUAUGGCCAGCAGCAGUUCGUCCGGGUCGAUUGCCGGCGAGGAUGUACAUAUGAGCGAGCUGCUGACGGACGAUGAGAGCUGUUCCGAGUUUAGCGGGGCUAGCGACAUUGAGGAUGAUAACGAGGGUUGUCUGGUUAUGGCGCUCGAUACCCCGGAAGAGUCGGCCGAGGUGGUGGUAUCGGUAGCAACAGUUGCAACCACAGCAGCAUCCGCAGCAAUAACAGCACCAGUAGCAGCAGCAGCAACAUCAGCACCGGCGCGAGAGCGGGAUAGUGCUGGUGGGGAAACUGCCGACGAGCCUAUCACCACCACCACCGCCGCUAGCAGCAAUUCCGAAAAGCAACCGGUGGUACCGCCGAAUGGUACGAGCGAAGAUGUGGGAGCGGUACCGGCUGGUGAACCGAUGUACAGUACAGUAAUACAGAGCUUGGAAAACCGCGGACUCGAUGAUACUCAAUCCGUAGAUGAUAAGGAGCAGCCACAGCAGCACCACCAAACGGACGAAAAACAAACACAGGAACCAACAGAACCGAUCGAGACGAGCGUAAUAAUAGAACCGGAAGUACCAGCACAACAACAGCAACAGCAAACAGCAAAGAAGCAGACGGAAGCAAGCGUGCCGGAGCAAAGCAAUUUCGGUUCGGACAGCAAGGAUGCGGCAGCGAAGCAGAAGCAGCAGCAGGAAGCCGCGAAAGAAGGAGUUGAAGAACGGCCGGACCCCAGCAGCAGCCCAGGCGGACCGUUGAAAGAAGCUUCAGUCGAGCGCAGUAAACCGGAUCAGCUGGAACCGUCAACGACUGCAGCAGUAGCAGAGGAUGGUGGUGUAAAACUGCUCGUCGAGCUUAACGAACAAAAGGAUUACAAGUGUAAGGUGGAGCAAUACGUUGUAGAAUGGUCGGAGGAGGCAAUCGGUGAUACACCGGACCUGGUGAUGGCUGACGAGCAGCAGGAACCGGCGAAGGCGGACGAUUAUGUACAAACGGAUCCGAAGAUGGCGGACGAAACGAGCGGGAAGGAGACGGAGGAUAGUAAACCGGUCGUACUAGUAAGACUAAAGCCGGAAGAGAUCGGACUAUACAGUAGGUCAGUAGAUUAUUAUGUGUCGUUAAAAUAUCAGUCGAACGAUUACGAGCUAGCGGUGCAAGCGAACCAUACGCCGCAACCGACGGAACCGGCAAAGUCGGCCCAGGACGGUACGUUAGGUGAGUCGGCACUUCCACAACAGCAACCUCAACAGCAACCACCGCAACCAUCAUCAGUAUCGAAAGAAGCUGCCGCAUCCCCUUGGAAGCAGGACCAGCGGUCGCCGGAAUCCUCACGCCAUCCGGCAUCGUCGCAGAAGGGCCACGACACCAACAAUGGCAUCACGGACGGUUUGAAGGCGCCCAAGCAGCAGCAGCAGCAGCAGCAGCAGCAGCAACCAAACGAGCAACGACCCGCUCCACAGAUGCGGCAACAACCGGCGGCAUCGCAGUGGAGUCUCGAUGCAAACGACGAUAUGACGGAUGUGAUGAAAAUUUCAAACAUCCUCAAAACGUGCCACAACGGUGGCGAUACCGAGCGCGAUAAGGAUGCCCAAACCGAGGACGGUGCGGGCGAGCGAAACAGCACCGGUGGUACCGGCACUACGAACGCGACGCCACACGACACCACCAAAACGCCGGACCCGAACCCGGUCAUGGUGGUGGCGAACGGGUUCGUGUCGAUGAUGAUGAACGGUGGUGGUGGGGACAACGGUAGCAGCAGCGACCCGACCGUCCAGCCCACGCUCAACUGGGACUACAACUUUGCGCUCUACUCAUGCGUGGAAGACGAACAGGAGCUGGAGCAGAUCGAGGAAACGAACCUGAAGACGCGCUCGAUCGUGUUCCGCGAUAUCCGGCGACCGGGGCGCGACUAUACCCAGCUGCUGAAGCAUCUCGAGCUCGUGCAGGGUAGCCGCAGCACGCAGAAGCAUUUCGUCGACGCGUGCGUGCACGAGGCACGCCGGUUCCGGCGCCACCGGAUGGUGGAGUGCAUACAGGAAUGGUGGGCACAGCAUACCGGCCGGUCGGCGGGGAACCGCCGGGACGGUGGGAAACGGGCGCGCUCGAAACAGCAACCCGGCGGCGGCCCGAACACGUUCUACAUCUACGGCAACAGUGAUGGGCUGCUGCAGGACGACCAAGACAAUUUUUUCUUUCCCAACGAUACCGGUGCAACGGUGUACGGUAGCAAGACGUUCCGCAGCACGACACCGCCCGGCCCGACCUAUCUGAACAGCGGCGGCGGCGGCGGCGGCGACAGCACAUACGGGACCACCGACUUUAGUCACAAUAAUCAUCAUUUCGUCGAGGUGACGCACGAACCGUAUCCGAACUCGUAGUAGGCCGACGGGUAGCCGGCCCCGUUCCCGAGUAUCCUUUUACGUUUAAUACAUACAAACUAUUGUUUCUUCACUUACUUCCCUUACCUUUGAUACCCUGGUGUAUGUGUGUGUGUUUUUUUUAUGUAUGCACCAGCACACCCCCGGGAGCACUCAGUUCGUGUUCCCCGGGGGUGGACAAAUUCAAACUUGUCUCCACGCACCCUCGCUCUCAUUCGUUCGUCGUACAGAACGGAUCUGUUUAUGUGCGUAGUUCGGAAACCGUUUUAUUGUACUAAAAACCCCAUGCUUUUGUUCGGUGUCUCGUUGCAUCCGGCAUUAUUGCUCAGUUUUUUUUUGUUUUGCCCCCCCCGGCGUCUAGGAUUCGCUCCAGACCCGGCUCCAGUAGGUAAUCACCAUCCGGCAGAGGAUGCGACGAUACUGUUUGAUGAACCUCUUGUUUCGUGCUUUUCUGUACUUGUACUGUUGGGAACCGGUCGUUAAGCAAUAUAUAUAUGUAGGGGUAGCGAUAAUUUUUAAUAUUUUAAUUUUUUGUUUCAUUCCCUUUGUGCCCUCCGAUUUUUUUUUUCUCCAACGAGCCACUCAAAACGCCAAUCAUAGAUUUAAUUUUAGUGUGUUUUUCUCCUUUUUGCAUAUUUUUUUUGCGCCCCCACAACCUUAGCCCUUAUUUCUGCUCAGUGUGAGAAGCUUUAUGAAGGUCGUAGAAUACGUAAGUUAAGAAAUAGACAAGAAAAUAAUCUACCUUUACAAUACGUACGUAACGCGUGUUACAC